Molecule: messenger RNA, 574 nt
Organism: Spirometra erinaceieuropaei
Lineage: Eukaryota; Metazoa; Platyhelminthes; Cestoda; Diphyllobothriidea; Diphyllobothriidae
Source: the annotation of a GenBank genome assembly
AUGCGACGCCGACAGCUGGACGGAUCACCGCCUCGUCAUCUCCAAGAUGAGUCGCCGACUGCAACCCCUCCAGGAGACCACAAAGUAAGCAAUCAACAGGAAAGUUAAGUACUGUUCUGUUGAAUCUUUCUGCUCAGGGCUUCGAUUUAAGCGAUCAGCUGACCCGGCGACUGGAAGAAUUGCAGGCUCCAAACGACAACGCCACCGCAGAGACACAGUGGCGCCAAUUGCGGGACGCCAUUCGCACCCCCUCGGUCGCCCAUGCGGUCAAAACCAGAACUGGUUUGGCGACACCGACGAAGAAAUCCAAAAUCUGCUUAAAGAGAAGAACAGACCACCGCCGGAUCGACGAAAAAAGGCCGCCCUGGUGCAGCACCGACUGCCGGAAGUGCAAAGCUGCGGGAUAGAUAGCGAGGAAAUUCAAGGGUACGCGGAAGGUAAUGAGACGAAGAACUUUAGAGCCUCCGCCAGGGUAGUCUACGGUCCCUGGAUCGAAAAAAUCGCGCCUGUCCUCAGCUCUGACGGAGCAGCACUUCUGACGCAGAAGUCGCAGAUUUUGAAACGCUGGGUUUGA